Caenorhabditis remanei is the source of this 789-nucleotide messenger RNA. RefSeq lists its product as uncharacterized. NCBI's taxonomy places the organism in Eukaryota, Metazoa, Nematoda, Chromadorea, Rhabditida, Rhabditidae. The transcript has a single exon. The record is from RefSeq and is a predicted model, not a curated record. The coding region runs from base 1 to 789 and encodes 262 amino acids.
AUGGCGUUUCACCGCCCUGCUCCCAAACGGAAGCAGACAUCUUCUGAUGAUGAUCCUCCUUCGCAAUUUGUACCAUAUUCUGCCUACAAAGAUCUCUAUGAUCGAGUCGCUGCCCUCACUUCUUUGGUCAAUCAACUACGUGGAGCCAUAAUCGAUUCGGGGCAGAACAAACUUGCUGAAGCAGUUGCUGAAUCUUGUGAACACCUUCCUGAUUUGCCCAAAAUCGCUGAUCCACUGCUUCAAGAUCCUUUCGGUGCUGCUGACUCUUCUGUUCCCAUGGACACCUCUUCUCUGAUACCACAAGUCGUUCCUCCUCCUAUCACGCCUAUCAACACUUUGGAUAUUGCACGCGAAGCCGCGAAACUGUUAGACAAGGCUACGCGUGUGGUAAUCGAGAGAAUGCCGGAUGAUCGUGAUAACAUUGCUCAAGACGAACGAGACCUCGAAUUCUUCCAGAAACUCGCCUCGUCCCAUCACUUGCCUGCUCCUAAGAUAGCUCACCGUCACCAAUGCUCCUCCAAAUUUCGCCCGCUCAAGCUCCAAUUCGACUCCUCGCUAGACCGUGAUAUCUUCCUGCAUGGCUUUCACCGGAUCCGCUCUUCUGAGAAAUCUCUUAUGGACAUCGCCAGCAAACCCCGUGCCCGACGUGAUCUGACUCAACCUGAACUUGAGACCCUGCGUGCCUCUCGGAAGUAUGUCUACGAGCAGAACAAGAUUGCCAAAGAGUCCAAAUUCAUCAUGUCUGAUAUCACCUACAAGCUCAAUUCCAAGCCACGUCCUUUUGUAUAA